UUCAAUUCAGAUAUUGUUUGUCUUGAGGUUUGUUUGCUUGCAGAGCCACAGAGGAAAUGGUGUAAGAAAAUCAGUUCUAGUCGUAAAUAAGAAAAAAGAUUUUAUUAUUAUUUUUUCUUUCCCUGUUGUGGUAAUUGUAAGACAAAUUUUGAUUAGCUAACCAUGAGUUCAUUUAACCUCCCAGGAGGUGGUAAUGGGCUUUAGUAAAACGCUACAUAUUAGGAAUUAAUAUAUGCUCUAGUUCAUCAGACAUUUAAUUUGCUUAAGCUCUCUGCUUAUCAAUGCUGUUUGAUUAGUGUACAAUCUGAUCUAUCAAGUUAAACAUGUUAUUGGGACUACUACUACCUCAUAAAUUGCUCAUUACACAAUUUCGCAAUUUUUAACACCUACAUUUAAGUAUCAACUUUAUCCUGAUAUUACACCAAUACACCUUUGAUUUUCUGUUGGCUGGGAUUGUUUAUACAUGUGUCUGCAUUGUUGCUACUAUCUGCUAGCUAUCCCCUCUAUACCCAAUGUCCAGUUUUUAAAUCAUUCGCGUUCUUUAGGCUGUGAAAAUCAGGGCAAUUUCUAUUAAUUUAUUUCUUUUGUUCAAAUGAAUUUCCUCAAAUGGAUACGUAUAGGGAAGUAGAUGAUCAAUUUAAUGAGAACAUUGAUCGAGUUUAUAAGCAAAAGAAAGGCGAAAGAGUUAUUAAAAUGGAUAGUGUAAGAAAGGUCUUCGACAUGAUGCCAGAACGAGAUAUUGUGUCCUGGAAUACGGUGAUUGCAGGGAUGUAUGAACAGGCUUUAGCAAGGGUAGAGAUGGGGAAUACCAACUUGAAGCCUGAUUCUUUUACUUUGUCUAGUGUUCUUCUGGUUUUUGCAGAAUAUGUAGAUGUUAUUAAGGGAAAGGAGAUUCAUGUGUAUGCCGUAAGACAUGGAUUUGAUGCAGAUGUGCUGAUUGGCAGUAGCUUGAUUGACAUGUAUGCAAACUCUACCCAUACGGACGACUCUCUGAAAGUGUUCAACCUGCAACGUCGGCGUGAUUCCAUUUCAUGGAACUUGAUUAUUGGAGGGUAUGUGCAGAAUGGUAUGUUUGAGGCUAAAACUAAGCCAACAGAUGUCUCCUUUUCAAGUAUCAUUCCAGCUUUUGCCCACUUGACCACUCUACAUCUGGGGAAGCAGCUCCAUGGAUACAUAAUUUGGCGCGGAUUUGAGGAUAAUAUCUAUGUAGCAAGCUCACUAGUGAACAUGUAUGCCAAAUGUGGUAACAUUGCGAUGGCAAGGUAGAUUUUUGACAAAUUGGAGCAACAUGAUAUGGUGUCAUGGACAGCCAUGACUGUGGGAUAUGCAUUGCAGGGUCAUGCCCGUGAUACCAUUUCCUUAUUUGAGCUGAUGAAAGGAGAGGCACUAAAGCCUACUUAUGUUGCUUUCAUGGCUUUUGUGCUUUUGUCAAACAUAUAUUCUGCUGCUAAGAAAUGAAGAGAAGUAGCAGAAAUGAGAAUCUUGAUAGGAGAUAAGGGCAUGAAGCCAGCCUGCAGCUGGAUUGAAGUUAAAAACAAUGUUCAUGCUUUUGUAGCGGGAGAUGAACCCCACCCAUAUUAUAUUGAGAUAAUCAACGCUCUGGAAGUUCUCUUGGAGCAGAAGGAGCGAGAAGGGUAUGUGCCAAACACAAAUGAGGUGCUCCAAGAUGUUGAAGAGGAGCAAAAGAAGUACCUGUUGUGUCACCACAGUGAGAGGCUUGCCAUAGCAUUUGGCAUCAUUACCACUCCUGCUGACCGAGUAACAAAAAACCUUCGGGUAUGUAUGGAUUGCCAUACAGCAACAAAACUUAUAUCCAAGAUUGUCGGAAGAGAGAUAACUGUCAGAGAUAAUAGCCGGUUUCACCAUUUCAAGGGUGGAGAGUGUUCAUGUGGAGACUAUUGGUGAGAGAACCUGAUGAGAUGAUCAUACCAACCCACUUAAGCCCAGCAUCAUAAUUCAUAGCAGCACAGGACAUUUAGUCAGGUGUAUCGGAAUCUGGUGCUGUCAUUGACACAAGGUGCUGUUUAACACUAUAACACCAAUUGGAGCUUCGAGCAAGGAGUGACUAUGUUCUCAUAUGACUUGAAACUUCUGACCGUACUUUAUAGACCUGACCUGCUUUUAGCUUUCUACUUCUCUCCAAAAAAAUAUAUAUAUUUCUUUUGUUCGGAAAAUCACGGGAAUUUAGACUGAUAUUUUAGGUCUUCAGCAGUUUAGAUUUCGUUAAUUUGUUAGUUUAUGCUUGUUGCAUCCAGAUGUUUUGGUUAGGCCCCCCUCCUUUGUCAUUCAACUCAUUUUGGAUUAAUAAUUGGAGUGUUAGGGAGGUUAUUGUUCCUAUUCUAGCACUCAUUUCAUCCAAAAAAAAAAAAAAAACUUUCUUGCUUCUUGUGGCUGCACUUGGCUGAGCUCAUAUUUAUUAGAAUCGAACAUCUUGUUUGAUGGUCUCAUAUAUUUAUAUAUAUCAUUAUAAUUUUAUAUGCUAAUGCUAUAGAACUUCAUGAAUGAGCCCCAUGACAAAAAUGAAAAUUGAUUUAUGGGUGUGGUGAGCAUUCUGUAGGGUGUUAGUGCCAGCUCUCUUUGAGCUCUCUUCCCACCAAGGAUUGCCAAGAAUUGGAGCAUUUGUAAUGCAUGUCAAAUACUUUAACUGUACCAAUUUUUGU
Molecule: messenger RNA, 2660 nt
Organism: Rosa chinensis
Lineage: Eukaryota; Viridiplantae; Streptophyta; Magnoliopsida; Rosales; Rosaceae
Product: putative pentatricopeptide repeat-containing protein At3g23330
Biological process (GO): RNA modification
Molecular function (GO): zinc ion binding; protein binding; RNA binding
Source: RefSeq, a predicted model, not a curated record